CAGGUCUCGGGCCCUCAGGCGGAGCGGCGGGCGCCGGACCCCCAGGAGGAGCGACAGGUCUCGGGCCCUCAGGCGGAGCGGCGCGGGCGCCGGACCCCCAGGUGGAGCGACAGGCGGGGCGGCGGGGCGCCGGAUCCCCAGGCGGAGCGGCGGGCGCUGGACCCCCAAGCGGAGCAACAGGUCUCGGGCCCCCAGGCGGAGCGGCGGGCACCGAGACACACCAGGCACGACAGUGGGCUCCGAGUCAACUGGUAUGACCGCAGGCACUGGGUCAGACAUUGGAUGGUCUGGCUGGACAGCGGGCAUCGGGUCACCAGGCAUCAGGUCAUUUGGCUCGACAGCGGGCACCGCGUCAUCUGGCAAGGCAGUGGGCUCCGAGUCAACUGGUAUGACCGCGGGCAC
This is a messenger RNA of Staurois parvus, 402 nucleotides long. The record is from the annotation of a GenBank genome assembly. Lineage: Eukaryota; Metazoa; Chordata; Amphibia; Anura; Ranidae.